Staurois parvus is the source of this 363-nucleotide messenger RNA. NCBI's taxonomy places the organism in Eukaryota, Metazoa, Chordata, Amphibia, Anura, Ranidae. The record is from the annotation of a GenBank genome assembly.
UUUGCUAAAAUUCGGAUUCGAUGCGAAUCGAAUUUUUCCUGAAAUUCGAAACGAAUUCCACUUCGCCAGCCGGCAAAAAGUGUCCCUGCAGAGAGCUCCGCUAUUUCUGACAGUUCUCUGACAGUUCCUUCACAUGUACAGCGGUUGAAACAUUGUAUCUAUUUGUUUCCAUUUAGGAUACAGAUGUUUUUUAUUCGGAAACAGAUACAAUGUUUCAACCGCUGUAAAUGUGAAGGAACUGUCAGAGAACUGUCAGAAAUAGCGGAGCUCUCUGCAGAUACACUUUUUGCUGUACUGGAAUACUUCUUCUUUUCAUUCUUCUUUUCAUUCUUCUCAUUCUUCUUUUCAUUCUUCUUUUUAUUC